Messenger RNA from Pelecanus crispus (Dalmatian pelican), 2602 nucleotides. NCBI's taxonomy places the organism in Eukaryota, Metazoa, Chordata, Aves, Pelecaniformes, Pelecanidae. The record is from RefSeq and is a predicted model, not a curated record.
UGCUCUCUAAAGCACAAGGAAUAGGUUCCAGCUCAGUCAAACUUCGAGGGGGCUCUCUAUUUAUGAAUGUUGGGAAAUUGGAGAAGCAAGAAGAAGAUAUUAGACAAACACCUCAUGUGAACAUUAAUCCCUUCACUCCUGAUUCCAUGUUCCUUCACAACUCCGAAGGAAAAUGUCGUAGGAGAAAGAGAACGCACUGGAAUGACUCUUGUGGAGAGGACAUGGAUGCAAGUGAUGGAGAGCCUGAAGAUGAAACAAUCAGACCUGCUAAGAGGAUAACAAUAACAGAAAGUAAUAUGAAGUCACGGUAUGCAACCGAAUUUCAUGAGUUGGAGAAGAUUGGAUCUGGUGAAUUUGGUUCUGUGUUUAAAUGUGUAAAGAGGCUUGACGGCUGUAUCUAUGCAAUAAAGCGAUCCAAGAAACCCUUAGCUGGCUCAGUGGAUGAGCAAAAUGCUUUAAGAGAGGUCUAUGCACAUGCAGUUCUGGGACAGCAUUCUCAUGUAGUAAGAUAUUACUCUGCAUGGGCAGAAGACGAUCAUAUGCUUAUACAGAAUGAAUAUUGCAAUGGUGGCAGUUUAGCAGAUGCCAUAAGUGAAAAUUACAGGAAUAUGCGUUACUUUACUGAACCAGAACUGAAGGACCUGCUACUUCAGGUGGCUCGAGGUUUAAAGUACAUUCAUUCGAUGUCACUGGUACACAUGGAUAUCAAACCUAGUAAUAUUUUCAUAUCUAGGACAUCAGUCCCGAGUACAACUUCAGAAGAAGGUGAUGAUGAUGACUGGUCGUCUGAUAGAGUCAUAUUUAAAAUAGGUGACCUUGGUCAUGUAACUCGAGUAUCUAGUCCGCAAGUGGAGGAAGGUGAUAGCCGUUUUCUUGCAAAUGAAGUCCUACAAGAGAACUACACUCAUUUGCCAAAAGCGGAUAUUUUUGCUCUUGCUCUGACUGUUGUCUGUGCUGCUGGGGCUGAACCACUUCCGACUAAUGGGGACCAAUGGCAUGAAAUUCGACAAGGAAAACUACCUAGAAUACCACAAGUGCUUUCUCAAGAAUUACUAGACUUACUAAAAGUUAUGAUUAAUCCUGAUCCAGAGAAAAGGCCUUCAGCUGUGGCACUAGUCAAGCAUUCAGUGCUUCUCUCUGCUGCAAAAAAGAGUGCAGAGCAGCUCCGGAUAGAACUGAAUGCUGAAAAAUUCAAAAACUCGCUCUUGCAGAAAGAGCUGAAGAAGGCACAGAUGGCAAAGGCCGCAGCUGAGGAGCGAGCACUGUUCACUGACAGAAUGACAACUAGAUCUACGACACAAAACAGACCAUCUCGACUCAUUGGAAAGAAAAUGAACCGCUCAGUUAGUCUUACUAUAUACUAACUAUGAAGUCUAAACGAACUACUGAGGAUGGCUAUAGCAUCUCUGCCAGACUGAAGCCUAAGGAAUUGAAAGCAUUCAAUUCCUGGUUUCUCGUCCUGUGUCAGUGUCACAAGUUUUACAGGAAUUGCUUCUGGGUUUUUACUUGUACAAUACGGCUGAUUAGCUGUAUUAACCAUUUGAGUUAAUGGACUCCGUUACUAUCUUGUCUAUGGAGGAUCCUGGAUGUUAAUCCAUAAGCCUUUCAGUUACACUGUUAGAUGUUACAUCGUCCCAGGGUUAACCACUAUAGUGGUGUGCUGCUUUGUAGUGUUACGGCAUUGUAAUAAGAAGUAAUAUCCCUAAUGAUCUUUAAGACGGAGGGAGGGGGCCUUGCUUUGACAGUUACUGAUUUUUUUUUUUUGGAGCAGAGGGGAAUAAAUUUUGAAAGACAGGCUUUAAGGCCACCUACACUCAAUGUACCUGAUGCCAGGUAGACCUUUAUUGUGAAUUUUAUUUGUAUAUUCAACUGGGAGCACUUUGUAGGCAUUGCAUAAACCACAGCUUAGAAACCUGUGGAAUUAAGUGCCAUGUGGAACUGCUGCUAUUUUUAGUUUGUUGUCCUCGCUGUAAACUGUAGCAUUAAAACAAUCAUUAUUGUGUUAAUAGGCUUCUUGUUAAAACAAUUACGUGAAACAAAUCUAAGCUGCAUUUUAGUGAAGGCAGCAUUUUUCUCUUGAAGCUAGUGCAUUGUGAAAUAAUGCACCAAUUUAAUAUUUGGACUCUGUAUUAGUGUAGUGCAAUUGUUAAUGUCUUGGCUAUUGAUGUUUUGUAGUUCUUUCUAAUAAGGUUCUCUAAAUGUUGGUAUUCUCUUCAGUUGUCCAUUCUUGAGGCUAUUGUAUUUUUUUUUUAAUGUUGGAAUACUUGUAAAUAAUUGUUUAGUGUAAGUGUUCAGGUUGUUCUUAAUUGUUUAUGUACAUAAAUUUGAUCGUACUUACAGUAUACUAUACCGAAACUGCAGUCUGAGGUGCCAACAGGCAAACCUUAGGUAUUCAGUUUUAAGUUCCAAAAUGAACAGAAUGUGGCUGUCAGAACCUGUACUGAUGUUGGACAUAGGCUGACAGAUGUUGCUAAAAAAUAGAACUGUUCUAAUUACUGGCUUAUCUCUUCAUUAAUUUUAGUUUAAACAAUGUUUCCCAUUUGUGCUCUAUUUGUUCUUACUAGUGUUGAAUUUGAAUAUUAAAGUUAAAAACUUUGUUUAA